GGGAGUCGGAAUAGCGUAGGAGUAUAGAUCGGUGAAGAAGGUCCCUCUGGCACUCAGUCCUCUUCUAAACCCCAUAGAAGGCUUAAUAACUUCCUGAGCAUUGCUGAAUCAAAUUUAGAGUUGACUUUUCGAGUCUGCAGGAUUUUCUGACUCAUUGUCCAUCGGCAAACGGCGUUUAGAUAACAUCUGAUAAGGCAUAAAAGUCAUCUUGGGCGUGAACGGUAUUGAGCCUGUUAACAGUAAAAAAAGAACACUUUUUCAAGAUGGCGAAGAUAAAUUUCGGUACGAUGUUAGUACUCGUAGCUUUUUUCAGCAUUAUAUAUGAAGCUGAUGCAUGGGGUGGUCUAUUUAAUCGCUUUAGCCCUGAAAUGCUUUCUAAUCUUGGUUAUGGGAGUCACGGAGGAUACUUGAGCAGGUCACCAUAUUUACAGCGACAAUUAUCCGGAGGCUAUGAAAGUGCCUAUGGAAAGGCUGCGGAAGAAGAAACAGAGGAACCUUGCUACGGUAGACGAUGUGUAAUCAAUGAACACUGCUGUCCAGGUUCUGUAUGCGUUAACGUCGAUGGAGUGGUUGGUACUUGCAUCUUUCCCUACGGACUGAAACAGGGCGAACUGUGCAGAAGAGAUAAUGACUGUGAAACUGGUCUUAUGUGUGCCGACGUCGCUGGCGGAGAAUCACGCUCUUGUCAACCACCUGUAACAUCUAAUAAGCAAUACAGUGAAGAAUGCACCAUGUCUGGCGAAUGUGACAUCGGUCGGGGAUUGUGCUGCCAACUUCAGAGACGUCAUCGACAAGUGCCACGAAAAGUCUGUUCUUACUUCAAGGAUCCUCUGGUCUGCAUUGGUCCCGUUGCUACAGAUCAGAUAAAAUCAAUCAUACAGUACACAUCCGGUGAGAAGCGAAUUACCAAUCAAGGAAAUCGCAUCUUUAAGCGAGCAACCUUUGCCUAAAGUAAUUCAAUUUUAUGGAAUCCGAUCGAGGUCGACUACUAUUACUGCAUCGACAUAAAAGGAGAAAAUGUCUACUUAGUUGUCGUGAACUUAGAUAUGUACGUCGAUUACGUUUUCUUAAUCACGUUUAAAGCUUUACCUUCCGUCCGUGGCGCGCGUGGAAUGCGGUAAAGAUAAAUUAUGCGCUAGGUAAAGAAUAUAUAAAAAUGAAGGGGAGAAAAUAUGAAAAAGGAAGAAAUGCCCUAAAAACGGAUAAAAAUGCGAAACGCGACACGGCUUCCAUUUUUUCAUUGUUGCGACUGAAUAAUACAACACAUAUCAGAGUGACAUCGUUACUCUCUAGGAAAUUGUCGAUAAUUAAGUAAAUUUAUUGUGAAGCUAUAUGCACAAAGCAAGUAUCGCAAAAUGGAGGAUGCACGGAAAAAAAAUGAGAGCACAAAGAGACCUAGUGUUCGUAUCUCUGAUGUAUAGAGACUGCGGACUAGUUAUAUUUUAUCUUCUUGAAUUCGGAAUUUAAUAUACUUUAUAUCAAAAUAAAAAAACCGCGUCCAUUAACAGCCCUCGCGAGGGGAAUAUGGAUACUAAAGUUAUUAAAAAUAAUAAUUAGUAUAGACGCGUGUACAACUAUUUGGUGAAAAGUUAAAAAAAAUUAUACUAAUCACUAGAGAAAACAAAAAUUCCUAGACACACAGAAGUUCCGAUCGCAGCCGUGCAACCUCUGCGUGUUGAUCGUAUAUCAAAAAUCUUGAUGUUUCCUAUAUUAAAACUAAACUCGAUAAGGGAAAGUUAAACAUAUCACGCGAAUGCCUAAAGCGUUAAAGAAGGAAGUAUACAAAAAAAAAUAUAAAAAAGGAAAAAGAAAAACUCGACAUAUUGAAUGUUACUAUGAGAUGUUCUAUUGAAAUUAUAUUUUUAUCUUCGAUCCAUAUGUAUACUUAAGCUAUAUAUUUCCAUAAUAUUCAUAUAUUUUCUCGAGGUGUAUAUAUAUAUAUAUAUACACAUACAUUAUAUAUAAGCUUCCAAUCUAAAAUCAAUCGUACGUAUGUAUUAAUUAAUAUUUAAUUUGUGAUUCGAAUUUCAUAAGACUUGGCCUAUUUAGGUCGGAUGGAACCUUCUUAUGUUUGUCUUAUAUUUAUACGUGGUGCCGCCACCUAUUGAUCAUCUCGUGAAACGAUAAUUUUGUCUAGUUUAUUUUAUUGUAAUUUUUAUAUCUUCUACACAUUUUAGACGAAGAUGAAGACACGUUGAUCUGCAUACAAUAGUGUAACAAUACUUGAUGCGUAAGAUCAUUCCAAAAUAUAUGGGAAAUAUAAUGGGAAUUAUUGUUACUAAGAAUGUUAUAUGUGAUACUUAAUUAAUAAUUAAGUACUCGAGGUGAUAGAUAGUAUACAGGGUGCAUCUGCACAUACGUACGAUUCAUUAUGGACUAUAUACGUAGGAAGUCAAGCCAUUAGGCUUUGAGUCAAAAGUACCUCUAUCGAAUAAUUCAUUCCAGUAUAUAUGUGUAAUGUUCACGAUUGUAAUGUCGAAAAGUACAUGAAUAAUAACUCAAUGUGGAAUAAAUACUCGCACGUAGCAAAGGAAUUAUUAUAUUUAUAUCGUCACAGAUAGGAGAAGAUGUCCGAGGAACAUCCGUAAAAUGUCCGAGAACAUGUUUUGGAUGUUUGUGCUAUGUGAACUCUGUGUACAUACCAAGGAGAACUAGUAAAGAGGACCUGGCUUAUGAAA
Molecule: messenger RNA, 2678 nt
Organism: Cephus cinctus (wheat stem sawfly)
Lineage: Eukaryota; Metazoa; Arthropoda; Insecta; Hymenoptera; Cephidae
Gene: spab
Product: prohormone-3
Exons: 6
Coding region: 264-950 (228 amino acids)
Source: RefSeq, a predicted model, not a curated record